AUGCUCCUACUCAAUCCGAGAGGUCAUCCAUCACUGGGCCUGCCUGAGCGCCUGAUAAACACCCGCUCGCCUCGGAGGCAUAUCUCCCAUCCUGAACUCAAUCUCCCAUCUAUGGACACCAGUGUCAUCCUUCACAAAUACACUCUCACCGAAGCUCUUCUUCGCAUUGAGAUCUUUACCAAGCCCUUUGACCCGAUCCUGUGGAAAGCAUGGGCAGUCCGAAUGCACAUCCUGCUGGUCUUCAUGGUCCAAGCCCAGUCUGAAGCAGCCAGCGUGAGGAUCAUCCUACCCCUUCCACGCGAUAUUCCUGUCCUUGCCCAAGUGGAAAUACAUCUUGUGACAGCUCGCACCAUGGAAGCUGGCUGUUGGAUGGUCCCUCAGAUUGCUAACCACCUUCCUGCUGUCAUUCCUCGUGGUUUGACUGCACACAUUCUGUACGAUGACCCCGCUGUCCACGAGGACUUCGGUUUGGGUCACCCACCGGAUGGUCUCUCUGACAUUGGAACCUUGCACCUUUGGGUUGAGACAUUGCGCAAUGCGGCCCGCGAACUGUAUGAUGUCAUGCGCAGGAUCACUGGUAGAUGCGAGUUGGCGGAUGGUACUUUGAGGCAGUUGCAGAUCAUAGUUGAGGAGUUAGAAAUAGCAUUCGGGCUUGUAGCAUUCCCUCCUCCGAUAACCAGCUUCCAAUUGCUGUCGGACUAG
This is a messenger RNA of Sparassis crispa, 702 nucleotides long. RefSeq lists its product as hypothetical. The record is from RefSeq and is a predicted model, not a curated record. NCBI's taxonomy places the organism in Eukaryota, Fungi, Basidiomycota, Agaricomycetes, Polyporales, Sparassidaceae. Bases 1 to 702 code for a protein of 233 amino acids. The transcript has 3 exons.